ACCUAGAGUUUAAAGAGUUUUGGUCUUCGGAAAAAUGGUCGGUAUAUAAACAACUAUGUGGGUUAAGGCGUUUUACUCUUGUGGCUACAACUCUGGGGCGGUGAGAAAGUGCUACUGAAUGCUCGUCCCUUGCUUCGAUCCUCCCGUGUGUGCUACUCCUGCCUGGAUGUGAGUACUAGUGCUUCCUGGAGAAGGGAAACACAUAUCAUCCCAAAAUGAAAAGAGGCCCUUUCAAGGAAGAGCUUCAUUUGGAGCCUGAAUUCAAACCAUUGGUGGUGAUAGAGCUUGUGAAGGACGUUAAGGAGGAAACCAAAAAAUGGCUUGUUAAGAAAAUUGCAGACAAAAAGAAAGAUGGAGGUGCUCAGCUGCUUAUCAAACCACUGGUGAUAUCAGAAGAGGAGGAAAACAUCUAUGUUGUCGGAGCCUCUACAAGACGACUCCUCAUCGGAGCAGAGGCUGCAGGUUUUGUUAAAGAAAGUCUGGAUGGUUCUAUGAGACCUUUCAUAUACAGCAACCGGACAGAGUACAAAAACUUUCUGGGAGAUGGAGAGGAUUUUCUUUCCAUGUCCGAAUGUCAAUAUAUCAUUAAACACGAGCUGGACAAUCUUCGAGCGCAAGAUGAAACAAAUAUCCCCGGUUAUCCACAGUCAAAGCUUUACCCUGGGAAAUCAUUAGUCCGAAGAAUGGAGACCAGUGGUAUAUUAAUUCAGGUGUUUCCACUUCAUGACCAAGAAAACUUGAAGCGACUUUCUUUACAGUGGUACUGCCAAAUCAAGAUUGGCUUCCAGCCUAUAGAUGACAUCCGACGUUACUUUGGAGAUCCUAUCGGAAUAUACUUUGGUUUUUUAGAAUACUUCACUCUGGCUUUAAUUCCAAUGGCUAUUCUUGGUAUACCCUAUUACUUUUUCGCCUGGGAGGACUAUGACAAAUAUGUGAUCUUUGCUACAUUCAACCUGGUAUGGUCCACUGUUAUCCUUGAGGUCUGGAAGCGCUACAACUCCACCAUGACCUACCGAUGGGGCGCACUCGUUAUGAAGAGGAAGUUUGAGGAACCCAGACCUGGCUUUCAUGGUGUAUUGGGCAUUAAUCCUGUUACAGGGAAAAAGGAACCUACCUACUCCAGCAUGAAGAGACAGUUGCGGAUGUAUCUUGUUUCUGUACCAUUUGUGUGCCUUAGCCUGUACUUCUCCAUUUAUGUCAUGAUGAUUUACUUUGACUUGGAAGAGUGGGCCCAUAAGUACAAUAUGGAGCAGCAAUCAAGUUUUAGCAGUCUUAUGCUGUUUGUUCCAAGUAUCAUUUAUGCAGUUGUGAUAGAGAUCAUGAAUCGUAUAUACAGAUAUGCUGCCGAAUUCCUAACAAAAUAUGAAAAUCAUAGACUAGAGUCAUCAUAUCAGAACCACCUUGUGCUGAAAGUCUUAGUGUUCAAUAGCGUAAAUUGCUUUGCAUCACUGUUCUACAUAGCCUUUGUCAUGUGCGAUUUAAAACUGUUACGCCAGAGUUUGGCAACACUUCUUAUCACCUCUCAGAUCCUUAACCAGAUUGUGGAGGCUGGCCUUCCUUACUGGAUGCAGAAGAGACACAAUAAACAAAUAACAAAGAAAGUCAAAACAUUAAAGGUGGACACAGAAUUCACAUUAUUGGAGCAAAUUCACCUGGAAAAGGAAAUGAAUGUGUAUCUAGGAACAUUUGAUGAUUAUUUGGAGUUAUUCUUGCUGUUUGGCUAUGUCAGUCUGUUCUCGUGUGUAUAUCCACUUGCAGCCAUUUUUGCUGUCCUUAACAAUGUGACUGAACUAUACUCGGAUGCAUUAAAAAUGUGCUGCGUUUUCAAGCGUCCAUUUUCUGAACCUUCUGCCAGCAUUGGAGUAUGGAUGUUGGCAUUUGAAACCAUGGGAAUUAUAGCAGUAGUCACCAACUGUGCUCUACUCGGGAUGUCUCCACAAGUCAAGUCUAUGUUCCAAGAUUCAAAUUUAGACCUGUUCUUGAUGGUGGCAGCAAUAGAGCACGCUCUACUAGCUCUGAAGUUUAUUUUGGCAUUUGUGAUUCCUGACAAACCAUAUGACAUCCAGAUAAAAUUAGCCAAGCUGGAAUUUGAAUCCAUGGAAGCUCUGAAGCAGAAACAGCAAAUGAAGCUGUCUUUUGAAUCACUCACUGAAGACGCCAUAGACUCUUGAAGAAACGCAUCUUUCAUGGUGGAGGAUUAAAAAAAAAAUAUCUAUUUAAAAAAUCUUGCAGUAAAAUGUUCUCUUUUACCUACACCAAAGCACUGCUUGGCUUCUCAGGUUUAAAAGUUUUACUUUAUUUACUGUAUUGCUUCUAUUAUUGUGUAUCUGUAUUAACUGGUGCCUGCAUGUUGUUUCUGUGUAUUUUGCUUUGUGUGUAGUGUACGGGAUGUAGUUACUAUCCUGGCAGUCGGAUCCCGGCGGUCAGAAUACCGAUGCCGGGAUCCCGACCGCCGAGAAUGCCAACAGCGGCGCCAAGGCUAUUCCCACACGUGGGUGUCCACGACACCAACAGAGUGGGAAAUAGAACCUUUGGCGAGCACAGCGAGCGACCUAGACCCAGCGUGGCUAGAAAUGCGAGCCCGCAAAAUGGCUUUCUAGCGCUCGCGCCGCUGCUGGGAUCCCGUGGUCUGUAUUUUGACCUCCAGGAUCCCGACCGCCGGCAUUACAAUCCCAACCCUAGUAUACAAUGUGCCUCGAUCAACAAUAUUCUGCAGUUCCACUGGCUGGCAGAUUAUUGUAUGAAGUACAGCUCAACAAAAGCCUGGGUGCAGAAGUACAAUGCGGAUAGUCUGUCUGUCCUUAUAGCUGAGCUUAGAUUGGUUACAUGUGUGUGUAUAUACAGCAGAUUUAUAUGCAGGUCUGUAGUUACAAUUGAUUUGAUUUUACAAAAGGCUAUGAUGAUCAUGUGUACAAUAACACUACACCAGCUCACCCAAAGUUUACCCUUCAGAAUCACUGAGAAAUAUUAAACUGUUAUGAAAUAUAAAUUAUGUAACAUUCAUGAAAGUGCAAUAGGUUCUAUUAAUUAAUAUUGUUCCAAUGAUACAAUAAUGUUUUACAAGGGAAUGUUGGUAAACCAUCUGUCGCCCACAUUGAUAAAAGUGGAAUAAAGAUAAAUAAUGUUACAAAGUACCAGUCAGUAUUUUGUAUAUCGAAUUCUGAUACACAGCUUCAUAUUUUCUUCUGAUUAUAUCUUAUUUCUGUCAUUUGUAAGUCAAAAGCAAAAAGCAAAAAAAAAUGAUUGUAAUGUUUACAGAGACAAAAAGCAUCUCCAAAGUGACCGUCACGAUAUUGAAGUUCUUUUGACAAUCUCCGUUUCUCAGGUGGUUUACCUUUCUAUGACAUAACAAUCGUGUUAAGAUUAUUUGUUGUUCCUUUGCAAGAUGAGUCUUACGAUUGUGUUUUUACAUCCUCAUUUUUUUAUAAUAUGUACAUCCAGUAUCUCUUUUCAUUUUAUGAGGGACACACCAAUUCCAUAAGCUAGAAUUUGGCUUUUAAUAAAAGAUUGUGCCAGAUCAGAGUCGUAACGAGAGGUAUGUAAACCAUGUCGCUACCCAGGGCGCCAGGCCACAUAAUAGCUGCCUUGAGGACAACCAAUGCCAGCUGGCAGGGUGCCUGGUGUAGCACCCUGCCACACAGAAAGGCGCAGGGUUCCUCCCUCAGAAGUGCCCUUCUUGUGCCCGCUGUGGUGGGGCUCCCUACUACCAACAAGCAGGGAAUAAAUAUAGCUAAGAGGUGAAUAUUUGCAACUGGGCACAGUAUGUGAUGCAAAAGCAAUUUAUUUUAUUUAUUGUUUGCAUCCAGGGAAAACAUUGCUUUAGCAUGUAGCAAAUAAACCCUGUGCAUGUUUAUUUUUACAUUGCGAUUUAGAGUUGACCUAGGACGUUCUCCCUCCAUGCUCUAAAUCUGUCUGCACAUUGCAGAUUUCCCUGCCUGUACUGUAGCUCAACAUGUAAUUGCCAGGUUGGAAAUGAUUACCCUCUAGCUGGAUUUACUCCAACUGUAAAAGUGGAGCUAAAUGUACCAGAAACCAGGGUUUGGAUUUGGAUUCGUAUAUCUCUUAUCAUCAGGUAGCAAAGGUUAUUAAUGCAAGCUUCUCUGAUUGUAUGGUAGUUAAAGUGAAAGGAAGUAAAUAGUCACUACAUACUCAACAAACUAUUCCUGAGAACUCAGGCUGCUAUUAGGUGGAUUUUAUACAAUAGCAGUUACACAGUAGUAAGGAAAAGAAACGUCCAUCAAGUUUAGAUCUAGAAGUCAGAAGUCUGUAAGACAGUUGUCAUUUUAGGGAAGGAUGUAUCAAAUCUUCUAAAGCGGACAAGUGGAGAAGUUGCCCGUAACAACCAAUCAGGUUCUACAAUAGCUAUCAUUUAGUACUUCUAUAAAAUGUUAGCUAGAAGCUGAUUGGUCACCUGUCCUCUUUAGAAGAUUUUGAUACAUCUCCUCCUUACUUUCAGAUGGUGGAUCAACCUUGUGAUAAUCAGAUAAAUUCCCUGGAUAAGUCACUCCAAUAAUGUCUACUAUUAAGUAUAUCUCUAGAUAUAAUUUCUUGUAAGAAAGGAAACAAAUCCAUGGUCAUUAUUAGAGAUUCUGCCAUCACCUUGUCAUGGAUAAUAAAUCCACAGUGUAACUCCCCAUUUGCCCCUUACAGUGCUUCCUGUAUCUUUCUAUAUUGCAUUGAGAAUUAAUGAUGCUGGACAUUGCUUCAUGCAGACUGCCUGCCGGCUGAUGAGGAGAUGUACAUGUUGAGACAGGCACUGUGUGUUAUAUCUCUGUGUUUGCUGAUGUCAUUUCAUAAAAAUAAACCAUUCUCUGUG
This is a messenger RNA of Pseudophryne corroboree (corroboree frog), 4816 nucleotides long. It is a transcript of the gene ANO10, whose product is annotated as anoctamin 10. The transcript has 13 exons. NCBI's taxonomy places the organism in Eukaryota, Metazoa, Chordata, Amphibia, Anura, Myobatrachidae. The coding region runs from base 216 to 2171 and encodes 651 amino acids. The record is from RefSeq and is a predicted model, not a curated record.